Messenger RNA from Neospora caninum, 564 nucleotides. RefSeq lists its product as hypothetical. The record is from RefSeq and is a predicted model, not a curated record. The transcript has 3 exons. Bases 1 to 564 code for a protein of 187 amino acids. Lineage: Eukaryota; Apicomplexa; Conoidasida; Eucoccidiorida; Sarcocystidae.
AUGGCCACCAGGAGAAACACCAACGUUGAGGCAGAUGACCUUUUUUCUGGCACUUUCGAUCGCGGAGGCUAUGUCGCCCGACUCACGGAACUAAACGCCGCUGCAGAAAAGGUUUUCUUUUACAACAAGAUGCUCCUCGUUGUCGACGAACAGCUCAAUGGCAUUCGCAUGGCUCUUGGAGCCUAUCGCCGAGGAGAAGUGGAGUCUGCCAGGCGGUUAGCCAGUGCUGUCGUGUCUCCGUCUGUCAGCAACAGGCUCGCGAGCGACUCAAAGACGAACCUCCCAGACACCCCGUGCAACGGAGUGGACGACCUGAGUGGCCUUUCCGACUGCGCGUUGGUCGGCUCGACGUUCGUCUACUGCAGCCCGACUGUCUUGCCGACGUUUCUUGUCCGGCUCGCAGCGAAACUCGAAGCCCGCCGUGAUAGGUACCGCUCCGAACGCAAGGAGGCAAUCCGCGAGUUGCUGGAAAUGAAUCCGAGUGCCACCGAGCUGAGUGAAAGGGAGUGUCGCCUUCUGCUGGCGGAGCCCGAGUUUCAGAAAAACAAAACAGAGGCAGAUUAA